This is a messenger RNA of Trematomus bernacchii (emerald rockcod), 1108 nucleotides long. Its product is annotated as 3-hydroxyacyl-CoA dehydrogenase type-2-like. Gene Ontology annotation, molecular function: estradiol 17-beta-dehydrogenase [NAD(P)+] activity. The record is from RefSeq and is a predicted model, not a curated record. Gene Ontology annotation, cellular component: mitochondrion. Gene Ontology annotation, biological process: fatty acid metabolic process; estrogen metabolic process; androgen metabolic process. The coding region runs from base 191 to 865 and encodes 224 amino acids. NCBI's taxonomy places the organism in Eukaryota, Metazoa, Chordata, Actinopteri, Perciformes, Nototheniidae. The transcript is spliced from 6 exons.
GUCGGCCGUGUCUCUGGCCACAGAGAAGUUUGGGAAGCUGGACCUCGCGGUGAACUGUGCCGGCAUCGCUGUCGCAGUGAAAACGUACAACUUCAACAAGAAGACCGCACACAACCUGAAGGACUUCCAGCGCGUGAUCAAUGUGAACAUUGGAGGAACCUUUAAUGUGAUCCGUCUGGCGGUGGGGGAGAUGGGGAAGAACGAGCCUGAUGCCGAUGGACACCGAGGCUGCAUCAUCAACACAGCCAGCGUGGCAGCCUUUGACGGACAGGUGACGUCGGAGGAAGAGGUGCAGUCGGCCGUGUCUCUGGCCACAGAGAAGUUUGGGAAGCUGGACCUCGCGGUGAACUGUGCCGGCAUCGCUGUCGCCAUGAAAACGUACAACUUCAACAAGAAGACCGCACACAGCCUGAAGGACUUCCAGCGCGUGAUCAAUGUGAACAUUGGAGGAACCUUUAAUGUGAUCCGUCUGGCGGUGGGGGAGAUGGGGAAGAACGAGCCUGAUGCCGAUGGACACCGAGGCUGCAUCAUCAACACAGCCAGUGUGGCAGCCUUUGACGGACAGGUCGGCCAAGCAGCAUAUUCAGCUUCUAAAGGCGGCAUCGUUGGAAUGACCCUCCCCAUCGCACGAGAUCUGGCCCCCAUGGGCAUCAGAGUCAUCACCAUAGCACCCGGUCUGUUUUCCACGCCCCUCCUGGCCGGUCUUCCAGAGAAGGUGCGCUCCUUCCUCGCACGCCAGGUGCCCUUCCCCCCCCGCCUGGGAGACCCCGCUGAGUUUGCCCACCUGGUGACGUCCCUGGCGGAGAACCCAAUGAUCAACGGCGAGGUGAUCAUGCUGGACGGAGCCAUCCGCAUGCAGCCCUGAGAUCAGGAGAACAUUAUUACGUCCGAGUGUCAUUGUGUGUUUCUGCCUCGUGCAAUUCUGUUGUAGAAAGCUUUCUAUAGGACAUAUAAACUGAAUGAACAACUCAUUUCUAUCAUUUUUGCGUGUAAAAAUGUGUGUAAUACAUGUCUGUACAUCAUUCACCUCAAUGCAGUACUUUAUGAACUUUGGUUGUUUUGUAAACUAAUCGAGAUAAUAAAAAAACCUCAGAUGGGUUUGAUCUAA